GUGUGUGUGUGCUUUUAAUUUGGAGAGCUUAAGUUCUUUGAAGUCUGAAGUGAAAGAUGUGAAUUCGCCAAAGUCACUUUUCCUUAUUUCAGUAAAUUUGUGGCGUUUCGGGAGGAAGUGCCUCGCCCGUCCAGCAGCGAGUACGUCUCCCGGUUCUCUUGGUUCUCUUGGUUCCAUGAUGUUUUGUGUCAUUCUGGUCAGGAUCUGUUCCCACUAGCACCCUGCAGAACGUCUGCAGAACAUCUGCAGAACCCUGCAGACACGUUGACGUGAACACAGAAACACGACUCUGUCAGUUUAACGCUCCUCUCUCCUGUUUCAUCAGACAGGAAGCAGUUUGAUGACAUCACCCUUGUCAUCAAUACAUUUUAUAGAUAAUUAAUGGAUUAAUUGAAGAAACAGACGAUGGAGAUGAUGUUCAGAUCAGACCUGAGAUCAGUUUCUGAUCCUGACACCUGAGCCGCUGGGCUCAUCAAUAUUUUAGAUCCUGAUUGGCUCUGAGUACCGGCAGCCAAUCAGAGGCUCAGCACGACCCGGCCCGGAGGUGACAUCAGAGAAGCUGGGACCUGGUUGUCAUGGUGACGGAUCAGGUUGCCAGUGAGCUCCACGGCGCAGCAGAAACAGUCGGGACGGGGGCCGAUGGCCUCCUGCAGCAGAGCUCGGGACGUCCAGGCGGCUCUGCAGAGAGCCAGGAGGAAGAUGAGCAGCCUGCAGGAGCAGAUCAGACCACAAGAGCCACUCAGUCUGCCAACAUGGCCGCCCAGCAAGGAGCUGCGAGAGUCUCUGGUGGACAUGUACCACGCUAAUCCCAGAGUGAACGUGGAGCUGCGACGCCGUCUGCCCUCAGGCCUCAACACCCAACACAGCAGCCCAGCGGGAGGCGGAGCGGGAACCUGUCCUCCCAGUCCCACCAGUCUUCUGCCCGACUGGCCUCAAGCCCCUCAGCACCUGGACGACUUCCACGACCCUGCGACCUCCAAGCCUCCCUCCCCUCAGGCCUGCAGACCCCCGGCGGCGGCGGCGGGGGGGAUGGAGGUGGACGUGCCCAGCCGAGGCCCUUCGCCCCGGGCGGAGAGCUCAGCAGGUGGAGCUGACGGCAGCAGAGCGAGCGGAAGUCCUGGUAGUCCUGUCUCCAGGAAACACCUGGUCACCACAGACAGCAGCAUUCCUCUCCAGGACUCAGUUCCUGCUCCUGCUGGUCGGGUCCUGGCUCUGGACCAAGACAAGAACAUCUCCUUCCUCCUGAAGGAGCUGGACUCUUUGAGAGACAUCAACAAGAAGCUGCAGGCCCAGCUGGUGCAGAAGGAGCAGGAGCUGCAGAGGAGGGAGGUGGAGGAGGAGCUGAGGGAGGUGCAGCAGGAGGCCCAGAGCUGGGAGAGACCUACAGCGGUGUUGGAGGAGCUUCUGUCUGCUCAGAGGGAGAGGGAUCAGGCUCUGAUGUCACGACUUCUUCUGGCCAAUGAAGAGCGAGACGAGGCUCUGCUGCGAGCACAGCGCCUCCUGCAGGCAGCAGCCGAGUUGGAGGACAUGAACCUGGAGGAAAAUGACAUGGGCGUGGACGAGCUGCUGCAGUGUGUGUGUGCUGCAGACUCGGUGCAGGAAGUGGAACGUUUCGGGUCAGCUCUGGUCCAGCGCCUGCAGUCGGCACGGCAACGGCGACAGGACAUCACGGCGCAGGAGAUGAAGGCGGUGAUGGAGGAGAGGGACGGCGGCGUGGCCCGGAGUAAGCAGUUGGAGCAGGAUCUGGUUCAGCAGAGAGCUGACAAGGAAGAGCUGCUGAGGCUUCAGAGCGAGAGAGACGGCGCCGUGGAGGACAGACGGCGUCUGGAGGCGGAGCUUCAGGCGCUGCGAGCCUAUCACAGCCUCCAGCAGUCCCAGUCCGGCUCCCUGGACGUCCUGAGCAGCGAGAUGCCUCCACCCUCUGGACCCUGCGACCCUCCCCCGGGCGGGGCGGGGCCUCCCCCGGGCGGGGCGGGGCCUCCCCCGGGCGGGGCGGGGCCUCCCCCGGGCGGGGCGGGGCUGGUGCUCCAGCUGCAGCAGCUGUCCAGAGAGAAGCAGUGCGUGGAGGCGGAGCUUGAGCGCUGCCAGCGGGCGGAGGGCGAGGCCCGCGAGCGCGUCCAGAGGUUGGAGCGCCUCGUUGAAGUUCUGAGGAAGAAAGUCGGCACAGGAAGUGUUCGAGCUGUCAUCUGACCUGUGUGUGUGUGUGUGUGUGUGUGUGUGUGUGUGUGUGAGAGAGUGUGUGUGUGUGUGUGUGUGUGUGUGUGUUAGAGAGAGAGAGAGAGAGAGUGUGUGUGUGUGUGUGUGUGA
This is a messenger RNA of Myripristis murdjan (pinecone soldierfish), 2307 nucleotides long. RefSeq names its product mirror-image polydactyly 1 (gene mipol1). The transcript has 14 exons. The record is from RefSeq and is a predicted model, not a curated record. NCBI's taxonomy places the organism in Eukaryota, Metazoa, Chordata, Actinopteri, Holocentriformes, Holocentridae. Bases 640 to 2190 code for a protein of 516 amino acids.